Molecule: messenger RNA, 2080 nt
Organism: Nilaparvata lugens (brown planthopper)
Lineage: Eukaryota; Metazoa; Arthropoda; Insecta; Hemiptera; Delphacidae
Product: ATP-binding cassette sub-family E member 1
Exons: 10
Coding region: 167-2065 (632 amino acids)
Biological process (GO): translational initiation; ribosomal subunit export from nucleus; translational termination
Molecular function (GO): iron ion binding; ATP hydrolysis activity; ribosomal small subunit binding
Source: RefSeq, a predicted model, not a curated record
UUUAAUAAUGAUGCGCUGGCAUACCUGAAUGCUGAAUUCCACAUAACCUCCAAAAUCUCCAUUACAAUUACAAGUUUGUAACUCAACGUAUCAACUGCAUAGGCCGCGUGGUUUGGCCAAUGCAAGAAAUUUUUGUAGUUCAACGUAGAUAGUUACCGGCUUUAAAAUGCCUCGCAGUAAAGCAACAGAGGAAACUGACAAAUUGACUAGGAUUGCCAUUGUUAAUUCUGACAAAUGCAAGCCUAAAAGAUGUCGUCAGGAAUGCAAAAAGUCCUGUCCUGUUGUGCGUAUGGGCAAACUGUGUAUAGAAGUGUCACCAAAUGACAAACUCGCAUCUAUAUCCGAAGAACUCUGCAUUGGUUGUGGUAUUUGUGUAAAGAAAUGUCCAUUCGAGGCGAUCACAAUUAUAAACUUGCCGAGCAACUUGGAGAAGGACACGACGCAUCGUUACUCCCAGAACUCAUUCAAGUUGCACCGGCUGCCGAUUCCCAGACCUGGUGAAGUUCUGGGAUUGGUCGGCACCAACGGAAUUGGCAAGUCGACCGCACUCAAAAUCCUGGCCGGCAAGCAGAAACCCAAUCUGGGACAGUUCACGAAUCCACCCGAUUGGACGGUAAUUCUUAACCACUUUCGAGGUUCGGAACUGCAAAACUAUUUCACAAAAAUCCUGGAGGACGAUUUGAAAGCUUUAAUAAAGCCGCAGUACGUGGAUCAGAUACCAAAAGCUGUCAAGGGUACCGUUCAGCAACUACUAGACAAGAAGAACGAGAGGGACAAUCAAAAUCUUAUCUGUGAUUUAUUAGAUUUACAAAAGAUCAGGAACCGGUCGAUAGAGGACUUGUCUGGUGGUGAACUGCAGCGGUUUGCGUGUGCCAUGGUGUGCAUCCAAGAUGGCGACAUAUUCAUGUUCGAUGAGCCGUCCAGCUAUUUGGACGUGAAGCAGCGUCUCAAAGCCGCCUCCACUAUCCGAUCCCUCAUACAGCCUGAUAAGUUCAUAAUAGUGGUGGAACACGAUCUGUCGGUGCUUGACUAUUUGUCUGAUUUCAUUUGCUGCCUGUACGGUGUGCCUGGAGCAUAUGGAGUGGUCACUAUGCCUUUCUCGGUCAGGGAAGGUAUCAACAUAUUCUUGGACGGAUUCGUUCCGACGGAGAACCUUCGUUUUCGCGAUGAGUCACUUGUUUUCAAAGUGGCCGAAUCUGCCACUGAGGAAGAAGUGAAGCGUAUGAACCACUACGAGUAUCCGGCCAUGACUAAAACCAUGGGCGACUUCCAUCUCGAGGUACGACAGGGUCAGUUCACCGACAGUGAAAUCCUGGUGUUGCUGGGCGAGAACGGCACGGGCAAAACGACAUUCAUCCGACUGCUGGCCGGCAGAGACCGACCCGACAGCGGCUCGGCAGACGUGCCCGUGCUCAACAUCAGCUACAAGCCACAGAAGAUCAGUCCCAAGUACAAUGGCCAGGUCCGCUCCCUCCUGCAUGACAAGAUCAAGGACGCCUACAUACAUCCACAGUUUGUGACAGACGUGAUGAAGCCGAUGAAGCUGGACGACAUAAUCGACCAGGAGGUGCAGAAUCUGUCGGGCGGGGAGCUGCAGCGUGUCGCGAUGGCACUCUGCCUCGGCAAGCCGGCUGACGUCUACCUCAUCGACGAACCAUCCGCCUACCUCGACUCCGAACAGCGCUUGGCCUGUGCCAAGGUCAUCAAGAGAUUCAUCCUGCACGCAAAGAAGACAGGCUUCGUGGUGGAGCACGACUUCAUAAUGGCGACGUACCUGGCCGACAGGGUGAUCGUGUUCGAGGGCAUCGCGUCGGUGAGCACGACGGCGCACUCGCCUCAGUCGCUGCUCGCCGGCAUGAACCGCUUCCUCGAACUGCUCGGCAUCACUUUCCGUCGCGACCCCAACAACUUCCGGCCUCGCAUCAACAAGGAGAACUCGGUCAAGGUCAGUGCCGCCGCCCCACUAACUCAGUCAAGCUCUAGCAACUUAAAUCCUGAUUUCUCAAUGGUUUUAUUCAUUUUUAUAUUAUAUUUUCAUAAACAUCAUUUAUAUGCUUCGCACUAGCCAACUUCUGUUUAU